AUGUCCGCUAAGGGCGAUACACAUGAUUCGGAGGACAGUGAGGAAAUCGCAGAAGACGAGUAUCAAGUUGAACGUAUAACUAAAGUUCGUAUUCGCAAUGGUCGAAAGGAAUAUUUUUUAAAAUGGAAAGGCUAUCCCGAAGAAGAAAAUACCUGGGAACCCGAAGAGAAUCUUGACUGUCCAGAUUUAAUUAAGGAAUUUGAAGAAAGAAUGAAGAAAGAGCGUGGGCCAGCUACGCCUUCGCGCGCGUCGACAAGUACAGCUUCAAGAGGGCGUGGCAAAUCGUCUACGGCUUCCCCUGGGUCCUCUUCUGAUGCGGUUGUCGAGCCUGCAAAAAGCAAAAAGAGGAAUCGGCUUUCGGCUUCUGCUGAGGAGGAUGAAGAUUCCGCUCCAGAAUCCAAGAAGUCUGCCGAGGAAACCCCCAAGUCUGGGACUCCUUCAAAGACAACCCGAGGCUUCAGCCGCGGUCUAAAACCAGAUCGAAUUAUUGGUGCGACGGACUCCAGUGGGGAACUUAUGUUUCUUAUUAAGUGGAAAGAUUCUAGCGAGGCUGAUCUUGUACCUGCAAGAGAAGCCAACGUUAAAUGUCCUCAAACGGUCAUCCGAUUCUACGAGGAACGUUUGACGUGGCACACUCCUGACACUCGUGGUGAUUCCAAUGUGGGUACCGCUUUCGCCGCAAAUACGACUGUUCCUACCACUAGCACUGCUAAUGAAACCACUCAACCGGUUGAAGCCCCGCCUGUACAGACUUCUGAUGGCGCCGCAGCAACAGUGGCGUAG
Messenger RNA from Dibothriocephalus latus, 783 nucleotides. The record is from the annotation of a GenBank genome assembly. NCBI's taxonomy places the organism in Eukaryota, Metazoa, Platyhelminthes, Cestoda, Diphyllobothriidea, Diphyllobothriidae.